UUAAGGCUUUACUCUUGUUGUUGUUGUUGUUAAAUAUUUUUUUUAGAUUCUUAGCUUUUGAGCAAGAUGAAUAGAAGAGAAACAAAUGUGUAUAAAAGGCGAGAUCAACAAUUGAAAAUAUACAAUUUUUUUUGUUAAUUUAAUUGUUUUUUUUUUUUUGCUUUUUUGUGAAUUUUUUGAAUAUUAACUGUUAGUGAUAUAAGUAGAAUAGCUGUGAAUUGAUUUCCACACUUCGACUGUUCAUCCCCUUCUUGGUUAAUUCCAAGUACCGGCCCGGGUUGUGACACACUUAGUACAACUUUAAGGAUGUUGGAUUAUGAUUUUCAGUGAUCUCAUGCCACUUUGGUAAGGGUUUGUAAAAGAGAAGAGUUGGAAUAUAUAAAAUAAGAAAAUAAGAAAAUAAAGGAAAAAAAUCUCUCUUGACUAAAGAGAUGGAUCAGGAAAGUUUAGUUCUCUGAUCGAGCCUUCAAAAAAGAUCCUUUACCCCUUGCUUGGCCAUUUUAUUUACAAGUUUAGGUAGGUCUCAAUGGGUGCUUACAUAAAUGAUUACAUAAAACAGAGAAAACUUAUUAAAAUAUUAACAAUGAUGUAGUAAAGGGUAUACCGCAUUUUAAAUAGUGUAGCGGCAUCUGAUUGUAAGGAGAAUUGAUAAAGGUGCCCUAACUUACCCAAUUAGAUUGCUGAAUUGGUCUGUCGAACUGAAUGGGCGAACUGUUCGGGUCAAGUAAGUUGACUUGAACUAACAUACGCCAUGUUAUCUACAUGAGUCAGUUGAGGCUGGGUGAGUUCGCUGGGUUGGCUUGCUGAAGUGAUAGAAUUCAACUGCUGUCUUGCACUUCUUCUUAAUAUGUUAGGAAUAUUUUGACCAGGUCACGUGUUUGACUUUAUCCUAUACUUUAAGCUCUGGCAAGGUUUUUUUUUUAGAUAUACAAGUAAUACCUUUCAAAAUUGUAAUGGGUUGAUCCUUUGAUAUAUUUUUUUUCCUUGGCAACAAUGUGUAGGCAUUAUUUGUUCUGCUUUAUUCAGUUUCUCAGGAAAACUGGUUUGUUUCUUCUUUCAAAAUUCCCGGAACGCACAGGAUUCGUAUCCUACUUCUAGUCUUCUCAAGGAACUUAUCAAUACACUAGCAAACUGCUACCGUUUUGUUCGGAUUCAUUUUCUUACUCAAAGAUUCAACAGGUUGCUAAAUUAAGCAUAGAGUCGGGCAUUCCGUCAGAAUAUACAAUUAUGACCUUUAGAAUUGAGGCAGUGGAGCAGGACAAGUUGAAGCAGCCUCAGUCCCACUUCUUUGAACAGAAACGUUAUUAUAAAAGACACAGCAGAACCAAAAAUGAAGCGGCCACAUUGGUUCAUUAUCCGAAACUUGGAGUCGGAAAUCUGAUUGCGACAUUGGAGAAUCUUCCGCCGUGCUGUGAAGCAGAUCCUAAAGCUCCAAACACAUUUGCUGUCCUUAAUAAAGCUGUUGGCUGCUGCAGUAGCUUCUGUGAUUGCUUUUGCUGUGUCUGCUGCAUCAAAACAUGUUCCAAAAUAAGCGAUCAGUGCAUGAUUGCUCUAACGCAGUUGUGCUCGGCCCUCUCCUGCUUUGCCUGCAGCGAGUGCUGUGCAGAGUUCUGCUUUGACGAUUAGUCCUCUCUCCUCUCUCUCUCUCUCUCUCUCUCUCUCUCUCUGUGUGUAUAAAUAGUUUUCUAUGGGAAAUGUUUUGUUAGCCAAAACUUUCGAGCAAGAUCAGCAACAGUGCUUUUUUCAGUUUGAUAGUGAUUAUUUGUAAUGUUAAGUAGUUUUAAAAGUUUGUGCAGGAAUGGAAAUGCUCUUGUACAAUAGAAUGCUGUAAAAUAAUUUCCGAUCAUUUAUGUUUGGAUUUUUAAACAUUGUUUGGUUCUAAUCAA
Messenger RNA from Phalaenopsis equestris, 1886 nucleotides. RefSeq lists its product as uncharacterized. The transcript is spliced from 3 exons. Bases 1228 to 1626 code for a protein of 132 amino acids. The record is from RefSeq and is a predicted model, not a curated record. NCBI's taxonomy places the organism in Eukaryota, Viridiplantae, Streptophyta, Magnoliopsida, Asparagales, Orchidaceae.